Messenger RNA from Chrysemys picta bellii (western painted turtle), 775 nucleotides. Lineage: Eukaryota; Metazoa; Chordata; Testudines; Emydidae. The record is from RefSeq and is a predicted model, not a curated record.
AUGGGCGGCGUCAAACAGCGAGAUCAGGCCUGGAUCCUCCAACACUUCAAGAAGAAAACCUGCAUGACCUACAUUGAGGAUCCACUGGAAACAGGCGCCCCCCCUCAGUGCCAGUGCGGGAGGCCCCGGGCCGAGCAUGCCUUCGUCAUGGCCGUCAGCAAAUGGGACUCGGCCCAGCACACCAUGGAGGGGCCCACGGACGCCUUUGGGGAGCUGGAGUUCGUGGGGGCUGGUGGCAAACCCAGCAAGUUCAUCCGCCUGUCGGACUCCUCGGACCCUGAGCUCGCCUACAACCUGGUGACCGAACACUGGAAAAUCUCCCCUCCCAACCUGGUGGUGUCGGUCGUCGGGGGUGACGGGGAGGCCCCCGUCCGGGCCUGGCUCCGGGACCUGCUGCGUAAGGGGCUGGUGAAGGCGGCACAAAGCACAGGUGCAUGGAUCAUGACCGGGGGGCUGCAGGCCGGGAUUGGGCGAUACGUCGGGGAGGCCGUCCGGGACCACGCCACGGCCAGCACCAGCCCCUGUGCCCGCGUGGUGGCCAUGGGCAUCGUGCCCUGGGGCGUCGUCGCCAACCGCGAGGCCCUCGUCAAUCCCAAGGGCUCGUUCCCUGCCCGCUACGCCCGGGUCGCCGCCGCAGACACCGCCCGCUCCCUGGACAAUAACCACUCGCUCUUCUUCCUGGUGGACGACGGCUCCCGGGGGCGCCCGGGGGGCGAAAGCCGCUUCCGCGCCCACCUGGAGAAACACAUCGCCCAGCAGAGGGUGGGCGCUGGCA